CCCCGGUGAAGACAGCUGACGUGCGCGGCAAUGGCGGAUAUGGAGGACCUUUUCGGGAGCGACGCCGACAGCGAUGCUGAGCGUAAAGAUUCUGAUUCUGGAUCAGGCUCAGAUUCUGAUCAAGAGAAUGUUGCUUCUGGCAGUAAUGCCUCUGGAAGUGAAAGUGAUCAAGAUGAAAGAGAUGACUCAGGAAAACCAAGUAAUAAGGAACUGUUUGGAGAUGACAGUGAAGAUGAGGGAGCUUCUCAUCAUAGUGGGAGUGAUAAUCACUCUGAAGGAUCAGACAAUAGAUCAGAAGCUUCUGAGCAUUCUGACCAUGAAGACAAUGAUCCCUCAGAUGUAGAUCAGCACAGUGGAUCAGAUGCCCACAAUGACGAUGACGAUGAAGGUCAUAGAUCAGAUGGAGGGAGCCAUCACUCAGAAGCGGAAGGUUCCGAAAAAGCACAUUCAGAUGAUGAAAAAUGGGGCAGAGAAGAUAAAAGUGACCAGUCAGAUGAUGAAAAGAUACAAAAUUCUGAUGAUGAGGAGAGGGCACAAGGAUCUGAUGAAGAUAAACUGCAGAAUUCUGAUGAUGAUGAGAAAAUGCAGAACACAGAUGAUGAGGAGAGGCCUCAGCUUUCAGAUGAUGAGAGACAACAACUGUCUGAGGAGGAGAAGGCUAAUUCGGAUGAUGAACGGCCAGCAGCUUCUGAUAAUGAUGAUGAGAAACAGAAUUCUGAUGAUGAAAGGCCACAGGCCUCGGAUGAAGAACACAGGCAUUCAGAUGAUGAAGAGGAACAGGACCAUAAGUCAGAUAAUAGUGGAACCAUGGAUCUCUUUGGAGGUGCAGAUGAUAUAUCUUCAGGGAGUGAUGGGGAAGAUAAACCACCCACUCCAGGACAGCCUGUUGAUGAAAAUGGAUUGCCUCAGGAUCAACAGGAGGAGGAGCCAAUUCCUGAGACCAGAAUAGAAGUAGAAAUACCCAAAGUAAACACUGAUUUAGGAAAUGACUUGUAUUUUGUUAAGCUGCCCAACUUUCUCAGUGUGGAGCCCAGACCUUUUGAUCCUCAAUAUUAUGAAGAUGAAUUUGAAGAUGAGGAAAUGCUGGAUGAAGAAGGUCGAACCAGGUUAAAAUUAAAGGUAGAAAAUACUAUACGAUGGAGGAUACGCCGGGAUGAAGAAGGAAAUGAAAUUAAAGAAAGCAAUGCUCGGAUAGUCAAGUGGUCCGAUGGAAGCAUGUCCCUGCAUUUAGGCAAUGAGGUGUUUGAUGUUUACAAGGCUCCACUGCAGGGUGAUCACAACCACCUUUUUAUAAGACAAGGUACCGGUCUACAGGGACAAGCCGUCUUUAAAACCAAACUCACAUUCAGACCUCACUCUACAGACAGUGCCACACAUAGGAAGAUGACCCUGUCACUUGCAGAUAGAUGUUCAAAGACACAGAAGAUUAGAAUCUUACCAAUGGCUGGUCGUGAUCCUGAAUGCCAGUGCACAGAGAUGAUUAAGAAAGAAGAAGAACGUUUGAGGGUUUCUAUUCGUAGGGAAUCUCAGCAGCGCCGCAUGAGAGAGAAACAGCACCAGCAGGGGCUGAGUGCUAGCUACCUAGAACCUGAUCGAUAUGAUGAGGAGGAGGAAGGUGAGGAGUCCAUCAGCUUGGCUGCCAUUAAAAACCAAUACAAAGGAGGCAUUCGAGAGGAACGAGCCAGAAUCUAUUCAUCAGACAGUGAUGAGGAAUCAGAAGAAGAUAAGGCUCAAAGAUUACUCAAAGCAAAGAAACUCACCAGUGAUGAGGAAGGUGAGCCUUCUGGAAAGAGAAAAGCAGAAGAUGACGAUAAAGCAAAUAAAAAGCACAAGAAGUACGUGAUCAGUGAUGAAGAGGAAGAAGAUGAUGAUUGAAGUAGAAAAUGUGAAAACUUUAUGUAUUUUAUUGUACAGUUUGUUUUAUAAAUAUGAUGUAAACAUGAGUUAUUUUGA
Eubalaena glacialis (North Atlantic right whale) is the source of this 1953-nucleotide messenger RNA. Its product is annotated as RNA polymerase-associated protein LEO1-like. Gene Ontology annotation, biological process: positive regulation of transcription elongation by RNA polymerase II; transcription elongation by RNA polymerase II. Gene Ontology annotation, cellular component: nucleus; Cdc73/Paf1 complex. The record is from RefSeq and is a predicted model, not a curated record. NCBI's taxonomy places the organism in Eukaryota, Metazoa, Chordata, Mammalia, Artiodactyla, Balaenidae. Gene Ontology annotation, molecular function: RNA polymerase II C-terminal domain phosphoserine binding.